CAAAAAUGGCGGCGGGAACCAGCAAUUACUGGGAAGGUGAGAGUGGGGCCUCUGGAUCUCAGGAAACAAGCUCGACAGCUGGAGAAUGAACUUGACCUGAAACUAGUUUCUUUUAGUAAAUUGUGUACCAGUUACAGUCACAACAGCGCUCGAGACGGAAGACGCGACAGUUCUGAUACAACACCACUUUUAAAUGGAUCAAGCCAAGACAGAAUGUUUGAAACAAUGGCAAUUGAGAUUGAACAACUUUUGGCAAGGCUUACCGGAGUAAAUGAUAAAAUGGCAGAAUAUACCAACAGUGCAGGUGUCCCCUCCUUGAAUGCUGCAUUGAUGCAUACAUUACAGCGACAUAGAGACAUAUUGCAGGAUUAUACACAUGAAUUCCAUAAAACCAAAGCAAACUUUACAGCAGUACGAGAAAGGGAGAAUCUUAUGGGAUCAGUACGAAAGGAUAUUGAGUCAUAUAAAAGUGGGUCUGGGGUAAACAAUAGAAGAACUGAAUUGUUUUUGAAAGAACAUGAACACCUUCGAAACUCGGAUCGACUGAUAGAAGAAACUAUAAGUAUUGCUAUGGCAACAAAAGAAAAUAUGACUUCACAGAGAGGAAUGUUGAAGUCAAUUCAAAGCAAAAUGAACACCUUGGCCAAUCGUUUUCCUGCUGUGAACAGCCUGAUCCAACGGAUCAACCUUAGGAAGCGGCGGGACUCACUCAUCCUAGGUGGUGUGAUUGGCGUGUGUACCAUCCUGUUGCUGCUGUAUGCUUUCCAUUGAUGGCACACCUCCAGGACUCUUGGCAGCCACUGAUUUCAUGCCCUUGUCUGGAAUAAGCAAAAACCGGAGGGAGAAGUUGCCCGUCUUGUUAGUCAGUCUGACUAGCAGUGUUCAUUCAAGACUGAGACUGAUGGACUCUGACAUGGUCUAGCUGAGAUAAAGCCACAGUUUUCCUAAUAGUCUUUUCUAACACA
Molecule: messenger RNA, 965 nt
Organism: Elephantulus edwardii (Cape elephant shrew)
Lineage: Eukaryota; Metazoa; Chordata; Mammalia; Macroscelidea; Macroscelididae
Product: Golgi SNAP receptor complex member 1-like
Exons: 9
Coding region: 214-771 (185 amino acids)
Biological process (GO): endoplasmic reticulum to Golgi vesicle-mediated transport; vesicle fusion
Cellular component (GO): Golgi membrane; cis-Golgi network; SNARE complex
Molecular function (GO): SNAP receptor activity
Source: RefSeq, a predicted model, not a curated record